GUUAGCUCCUCCAGGCGCUAACUAAGCUAGCUCCUGUCGUCUGCGGCUGGAAGACAUGGGGGCUGUGUGUAUCAGCCAUCACUGACAGCGCCACUGCCGAGAGGCCACACGUUACAGGGAAAACACCUGACAGACAUUUUCCCACUAAGCUGCCAGGUCAGGCCUGAACAUGGAAUCCAUGCUUAACAAGCUUAAAAGCACUGUCACUAAGGUGACAGCAGAUGUCACCAGCGCUGUCAUGGGCAACCCGGUGACACGAGAGUUUGAGGUUGGACGACAUAUCGCCAGCGGGGGUCCUGGAAUGUGCUGGAGAAUCUACAAUGGCACCAAGAAGUCCACCAAACAGGAAGUGGCAGUGUUUGUGUUCGAGAAGAAGGUGGUCGACAAGUAUCAGAAAUUCGAGAAAGACCAAAUCGUUGAUUCGCUGAAAAGAGGAGUGCAACAGCUAACCAGACUGCGUCAUCCCCGUCUCCUGACUGUGCAGCAUCCUCUGGAGGAGUCACGGGACUGCCUGGCGUUCUGUACAGAGCCGGUGUUUGCAAGUCUGUCCAAUGUACUGGGCCACUGGGACAACCUGCCGAGCCCUGUGCCCAACGACAUCAAGGAGUACAAGCUCUAUGACGUGGAGACCAAGUAUGGCUUGCUACAGAUCUCGGAGGGUAUGGCCUUCCUCCACAGUGGCGUGAAAAUGGUUCAUGGCAACCUGUGUCUAGAGAACAUAAUCCUCAACAAGAGUGGAGCCUGGAAAAUCAUGGGCUUUGACUUCAGCAUCUCCUCGUCAAACCCCUCAGAUGCUGAGCCCAAGUAUACAUGUAAAGAGUGGGAGCCCAUCCUCCCUCCACUCUGCCUCCCCAACCCGGAGUACCUGGCCCCUGAGUACAUCCUGUCUGUCAGCUGCGACUCUGCCUCCGACAUGUACUCACUGGGUGUGGUCAUGCAUGCCAUCUUCAAUGAGGGCAAGCCCGUUUUCAAGGUCAACAAGCAUGACAUUUUCAAGAGCUUCAGCCGGCAGCUGGACCAGCUGAGCAGCAUGAAUCCAGCAUUGCUGAAUAAGAUUCCUGAAGAGGUGCGGGAGCACGUCAAAAUGCUGCUCAGUGUCGCGCCCAAUGUCCGGCCUGAUGCUGACCAGAUGACCAAGAUCCCAUUCUUUGAUGAUGUCGGUGCUGUCACUCUUCAGUACUUUGACACCCUUUUCCAAAGGGACAACCUACAGAAGUCUCAGUUCUAUAAAGGCCUCCCCAAAGUCCUUCCCAAACUGCCCAAGAGAGUGGUGGUGUAUCGGAUCUUGCCGUCAUUGACCUCUGAGUUUGUCAACCCGGACAUGGUUCCCUUCGUGCUACCCAAUGUUCUGCUGAUUGCAGAGGAGUGCACAAAGGAGGAGUACAUUCGUCUCAUCCUGCCUGACCUCACACCUGUUUUCAAACAGCAGGAGCCUAUUCAGAUCCUGCUGAUCUUCCUGCAGAAGAUGGACCUGCUGCUGACCAAAACACCGCCAGAGGAAAUCAAGAACAGCGUGUUGCCUAUGGUCUACAGAGCUCUAGGAGCCCCUUCUGUACAGAUCCAGGAGCUGUGCCUGAACAUCAUCCCCACAUUUGCCAACCUGAUUGACUACCCGUCCAUGAAGAACUCCCUCAUCCCUCGGAUCAAAUCAGCCUGCCUGCAGACCUCCUCGCUAGCUGUACGAGUGAACUCUCUGGUGUGUCUAGGGAAGAUUUUGGAAUAUCUAGACAAGUGGUUUGUCAUUGAUGAGAUCCUGCCCUUCUUACAACAGAUCCCCUCUAGAGAACCAGCAGUGCUCAUGGGCAUCCUAGGAAUCUAUAAAUGCACUUUCAGCCACAAGAAGCUGGGCAUUCCCAAAGAGCACCUCGCUACAAAGAGCCUACCCCACCUCGUCUCUCUUAGCAUAGACAACAACCUCAAUCUGAAUCAGUUUAACUCGUUCAUGGCGGUUAUACGCGAAAUGCUGAGUCGCAUGGAGAAUGAACACAAGACCAAGUUGGAGCAACUGCACCUCAUGCAGGAGCAGCAGAGGAGUAUAAACAUUUCAAACCCAGGGAACCAACCAGAGGAGACAAAGAGCCCACCAAGCUCCGGCAACCAGAUUGAUGAUAUCUUUGGCAGCACAGGGGUUAAUGGAAAAGAGAAUGGGUCUGCACCAGCUGCACUAACCUCACAGCCUAACAGGAUGUCUCUGACUCUGGAGGAGAAACAGCGUUUGGCGAAGGAGCAAGAACAAGCAGUCAAACUGAGGAACCAGCAGCCGUUGGCACCACAGACCAUCAAACAGAACGCCAACACCAACUCACAGACUAAAGAUCUGACCAGCAGCCUUCUCAGCAUGACAACGCUCAACAGCCUGUCUUUGGCCAACACAGCACGACCAGCUCCAGUGCAGGGCAGCACCAUGUCUGCCUAUCCCUCCUCCAGCCCUGUGGUUGGCUCCAUGGGCACCCCAGUCUCUAAUGGCUUCAAUGCACCUAUGGGCUUCCAGACAGGGGGCAUGGGGAUGGGCAUGCGGCCCACCGGCCCUGGCCUCUAUGGCGGCAUGGCCACCACCAACAGCACCCCAAACUUUGGCGCGCUGACACAGAAUCACAUAUCCCUUGGGCAGACCAACAAAGCUCCCGACUUGUCAGCCCUGGACAGUCUUUUUACACCCAGCAAACCCAAAGUCAGCCUCAACCAAAUGGGUCCCAUAGCCGCACCUGCAACCAACACACCCUGGCUCAACCAGUACGGUUCUGCCCCGAACGCUCAAACUCAGAUGCAGGGUAUGCCAGUAGGUUCUGGAGGAGUGCCCUCUGGGUUUGGGAUGCAAGCAAACCCUUUUUUCAGCCCACAGAACUUUUCUCAACCUCCUGCUGCCCCAAGUAUGAACCAAAGUGGAGUUAAACAUAGUGCAUCUGUCAACAAUGACCUCAAAGACUUAUUUGGGUAAAUAUAUGUGAACAGCAGGCAGGUGAAAUAUCUUAUUUUAAUAACUUUAGACAGAAGAGCCUGAGAUUCUCACAGAAAAAGACUGAUUGAAUGUGAAGUUUUGGAAUCCCUUGAAGGAUGUUGCUGUGUGUGUUUUUAAAUUCAACCUGGUUUCAAAUUCUCAAUCUUGCUAACAUUCUGCUGGCGAAUUAACCUCCACCUGAGUUCAAUAUCUACCCGACCAGAAGGACUAAAAGGUUGUGGUGGGAA
Messenger RNA from Platichthys flesus (European flounder), 3186 nucleotides. It is a transcript of the gene scyl2, whose product is annotated as SCY1 like pseudokinase 2. The coding region runs from base 170 to 2938 and encodes 922 amino acids. NCBI's taxonomy places the organism in Eukaryota, Metazoa, Chordata, Actinopteri, Pleuronectiformes, Pleuronectidae. Gene Ontology annotation, molecular function: protein kinase activity; ATP binding. The transcript is spliced from 18 exons. The record is from RefSeq and is a predicted model, not a curated record. Gene Ontology annotation, biological process: protein phosphorylation.